Molecule: messenger RNA, 3153 nt
Organism: Aethina tumida (small hive beetle)
Lineage: Eukaryota; Metazoa; Arthropoda; Insecta; Coleoptera; Nitidulidae
Exons: 1
Coding region: 1-3153 (1050 amino acids)
Molecular function (GO): nucleic acid binding; zinc ion binding
Source: RefSeq, a predicted model, not a curated record
AUGGCGUCGAGGAAACAAACGAAAAGAACUAGUGAGCGUCAGGCUGCAAGCACCCCGUCUGAACUAACGAACGUGCCGAACGUCCACGUAGAAGAGGUCGGAGAGCUAGAAAUGAGGCGAGAACUGUUGAACCAGGUCGAGGAUCGGCGCAUUCACCACCAAAUAGAGCAGCGAGUCCGAGAAGAGACUCAACGUCAAGUCGGUCCCUUGGAGAGACGAAUUGAGGAACUCGAGGAACGGAUUCUAAAUGCAAUUCAAGGUACGAAUCGAGUAGUAUCGCAUAGUGGAAUGUCCAGUUCAAGCGCAGAAAUGCGUCAAGAAUCAAGGGACGCCAGUCCGCCACCCGUCACCAACAAUGGCGGCCCAAGUCGGUUCAAUGUCAUGAUUGCUGCGAAAGUUGUGCCGAUCUUUGAUCCAGACAGCGAAGAUGGCGGCUCUUGUCGUGACGCUAGGCAAUGGUUCUUGUUUGUAGACCAGGUAGGACGUAUCCAUGGCUGGAGUGAUGAAGAGAAAGUGUUGCUAAUACAUAUGCAGCUGCAAGGUGUGGCAAAACGGUGGUUCCUUAACCAGGUGGAUCGCGUCCUAAGUUGGCAGGACUGGAAAGCCGCCAUAUUGGAUGCUUUUCCGAGGACGACGGAGUUCCAUUCACAGUUGCUUGCUGUCUCUGCCCGUAAGAAGAAACCGGAAGAGACGUAUAUGGAAUACUUCCGUCACGUGGUCAGCUUGUGUCAGUCCAUAGGGACUGAUAAUAAACAAACGGUGUCGUGCCUAAUUGGAGGACUGCCCGCACAUCUCCAACCAAAUGCAGACGCCGUGGAUUGGAAAACCCCGACGGAACUUUACAACAGGUUCCUGUCAAAAUUAGAUGCCAGGACCACGGAAGGCAUUUCGACUUCUCACGAAAGGCCGUCGCUGCGCUCCCGUCCACACCCGUCGCCGGUACGCCAUCAACAAAACCGGAGCCAUCCCUUCCAGGGGCCGAGGACGCAUCUAUCGUUCCAUGAACAAGGCCGCCGCAGAGACAGGAGGACGACUGACGAUGUUGAAUCAAGGCGACUAUCCGGGUCGGAUCUCAAACGGUGUUUUAACUGCCAGGAGGUAGGUCACAUUGGUCGCAACUGCCCACGAUCCAGGACCAAUGAUGUCUGUCGCCUUUGCAAGGAACGGGGACAUUACGCAGAGAGGUGUCCUAAGAGGAGAGAUGUUAAACCGCGAUUCGAUGUACAGCGAAUCAACGUUCUCCAAAUGUCUGUGCCUGGCUAUCGCAAAUGGGGCGUUACACCAGAAGGAAACGGGUUAUCCGUGUACCUAGACGCUGGUAGCGAGUGUAACGUUAUCUCGCCAGAAUGCGUGAAGAAAAUCGGACUUCAAACUAAACCUGUACAAGCGAUACUGUCCGGUUUUGGGGGCGGCAGAACAGACGCCAACAGGCAGACCCAGCUGGCAGUGACUGUCGACCGAUGCCAAUUGACGGUGGAUGCAGUUAUUGCGUUCAUACAUCUUCCGAAUGUAGAUUUGCUGAUCGGUCAACCAGUGCUGAACGAUGGGCAUACCCAUAUGGAGGUGAAAGGCCAGGAAGUAACCUUGUCCUGUUCCACGGACCAGGAGGCGCAGGCAGAAAUGGACGUCCAACUGGAGCGGGAGCUUCACCUUGGACCAGGUGCCACCCGGAUGGCAUUAGUUCGCUUGCUUGGACGCCAUCAAGGAGAGACCACAAUUCCUGCCAGGAUCCUGGAUGAUCACCGACAACCACUGGCCAUGUCCAACGUUAAAUUCCACUCAGACAGCGAUCAGGCAACGGUGCGUUUGACUAACCUGUCACAGAGCGAGGUCACCAUCCGCGAAGGAACCAGUCUGACUAAGGUACACCGGAGAGAGGCGCCCGAAAACAACGAAGUUGAGAUGAGAGAUCAAGUAGUUGUAGAGGGCAUAGAUGAAGGGGGUGAUGGUAGUUUAGAUGAUGUCGACCGCAAAAAGCUGGCCGACCUGCUCGUAGAAUUUGCAGACUGUUUUGCGGAAGGUACAAGUGACGUUGGAGCCACUCCAUUAACGACCAUGAAGAUAACACUUACUACAAACAAGCCGGUCGUAAGAAGACCGUACCGCCUAGCACACUCUGAACGAGAAAAGGUUAAGGAAAAGAUCAGUGAGCUGUUAAAGAAUGGGAUCAUUCGGGAGAAUGAAUCAGAUUAUGCCAGUCCCAUUAUAAUAGUACCUAAGAAGGACGGAGACAUCAGACUUUGUGUCGACUACAGAGAGCUGAAUAAAAUUACGGUGAAGGACCGCUACCCAUUGCCACUUAUUGAGAACCAACUAGAUAGACUGGCUGGAAGUAAAUAUUAUACGACACUCGACUUAGUUGCAGGAUUUCAUCAGAUUAAGAUAGAUGAUGGUUCGAUUCAUAAAACUGCAUUUGUGACACCUGACGGACACUAUGAGUAUCUAAGGAUGCCUUUCGGAUUAGCCAACAGUCCAGCUGUUUUCCAGAGGGCAGUCAACAAGAUGUUACGAGAGUUGACGUCGGAAGGAGUCCUAGCCUACAUGGAUGACAUACUAAUCCCCGCAAAGACUGCGGGAGAAGGUAUUAAAAUGCUUAGAGGAGUUCUUGAGAAGGUCAGGAGUGCCAAUUUUAAAUUAAACACCACCAAAUGCUUAUUUUUGAAGACACACCUAAAUUUCUUAGGUCAUGAGGUAGCGGCCGAAGGUCUGAAACCAAGAGAGAGGAAAAUACGAGCAGUGGAACAAUUUCCUGCGCCGACACAAAUACACCAGGUACUACAAUUUAUUGGGUUGGCUAGUUAUUUUAGGAAAUUCGUCAAAGACUUCGUUACAAUUGCCAGACCGCUAACUGAACUGAGAAAGAAAGACGUAGAAUGGCAGUGGGGCACCAAACAACAGGAGGCUUUCGAACAACUGAAACAAGCGUUGUGCUGCAGACCAGUAUUGGCUAUCUACAAACACGGAUUAGAGACAGAGGUGCACACGGAUGCGAGCAAAUUGGGACUAGGAGGAAUAUUAAUGCAGACUCAGGACGAUGGAAUUAAAAAGCCUGUGUCAUUUUCCACAAUAGUCCGUCAUGCCAGACACUGUCGAACACGCUGGCCAGGUCCACCGCUCCCGUGCUUCUCCCAAUGUUCCUACCCUUCACAAUGA